Messenger RNA from Gordionus sp. m RMFG-2023, 1023 nucleotides. RefSeq lists its product as uncharacterized. The record is from RefSeq and is a predicted model, not a curated record. Gene Ontology annotation, molecular function: NAD binding; glyceraldehyde-3-phosphate dehydrogenase (NAD+) (phosphorylating) activity; NADP binding. Gene Ontology annotation, biological process: glycolytic process; glucose metabolic process. The transcript is spliced from 6 exons. Gene Ontology annotation, cellular component: cytosol. The coding region runs from base 1 to 1023 and encodes 340 amino acids. NCBI's taxonomy places the organism in Eukaryota, Metazoa, Nematomorpha, Gordioida, Chordodea, Parachordodidae.
AUGGUUAAAAUUGGAAUCAACGGGUUCGGGAGAAUUGGAAGAUUAGUGCUGAGGAUAGCAAUAAAGACAUCUAAUGUUGAGGUUGUUCAAAUUAAUGACCCAUUCAUCGAUUUGGAUUAUCUGGUUUACAUGUUUAAGUACGAUUCGACUCAUGGCAGAUUUCAAGGCGAAAUAGAGAACAAGGGUGGGGUCAUUAUAAUUAAUGGCCACUCUAUCAAGAUCUCAAAUGAGAAAGAACCCAAGAAUUGCAAAUGGAACGUCACUGGAGCGGAUUAUAUAGUUGAAGCAACCGGGGUAUUCACGACGGUUGAUAAAGCCAAAGAACACCUAGAGGGAGCCGGUGGCGCCAAACGCGUCAUUAUAACGGCCCCGUCAAACGACGCCCCAACAUUUGUCAUGGGAGUUAACGAAUCGAAAUACGAUCCGGCUACCAUGAAAGUCGUGAGCAACGCUUCCUGCACCACCAAUUGUUUGGCCCCUCUCGUUAAAGUUAUCCACGAACAUUUUGAGAUCAUCGAGGGACUCAUGACCACCAUUCACGCAUAUACCGCCACCCAAAAGACGGUGGACGGGCCGAGUUCUAAGGAUUGGAGGGGUGGCAGGGGAGCCCACCAGAACGUCAUACCAUCUAGUACAGGGGCUGCUAAGGCUGUUGCCAAAGUGAUACCGGAAAUGGAAGGAAAACUGACAGGUAUGGCAUUCAGGGUUCCGGUACCGGAUGUUUCGUGCGUCGAUCUUACCUGUCGAACACGCAAAAAUGUCGACAACGUGGCCGCUUUAACAAACAUCUUUAAAGCAGCUAGCAAGGACCCCGUGUUUAGCAGGUAUUUGACCUGUACGGAAGACCAGGUGGUGUCUAGCGACUUUAUAGGUAAUACUCACAGCUGUAUUUAUGAUGCCUCAGCCGCGAUAGUUUUAAAUCCGACAUUUUUCAAGACUGUUGCAUGGUACGACAACGAAUAUGGUUACAGUCAAAGAGUGGUUGAUCUAAUAGUCUAUAUGGAUCAAAGAGAAAAGCAUUAA